AUGAGCGCGUCCCGAGUAGGCCGGGCCGCGCUGAAGGCCAAAGUGCCUGUUACCGGUCCUAAAAGGACCGGCAGUAAGAUUCCGGUCGAUGGUCCUGGCAAGAAGCCGUCAGCAGCAUCGCCGCUGCCAAAGCGGGCUAAUCCACAUCUCCUGAAUCUUCAAGAGGCACAACCCCGCAUGUCUCCAAAAGUAAUGACCAUUCUAGGGGUCGGUGUCCUCGGCAUGAGCACAUACUGUGGGUAUCUAUACGCCUCCUACAGACGAGAAGUGACCCAUGCGCAGUCUAUGGACGUGCCCAGGGAUGUAUCUGAUCGAUACAACCAGACAGCUAGGACCUUCGACGCUGAUGUCGAAAUGUCCGAGAAGCUGAUGCGGAUGGGGAAGAAGCGGCGAGAUCUUGUCCAGAAGGCCCGUGGAAAUGUGCUCGAGGUGAGCUGUGGCACGGGUCGAAAUCUGGAAUAUUACGAACUUGGACAGCAGAGAAAGCCUAAUGAGAGAGGGCAAGUAGAGCUUCAGGGAUGCCGCUCCGUUACGUUUGUCGAUCUCAGCCCGCAGAUGGUAGAGAUCGCGCGAGGCAAGUUCCAGAAGUUGCAUCCCGGGUUCAAGGAUGUCAACUUCCGGGCACAGGAUGUGAAGGACGUUGCUCCUCCUCCGACUGGGGAUAAGCGGGCUUAUUUUGAUACGAUCGUACAGACCAUGGGAUUGUGUUCGAUGCCAGACCCUGUUGGCGCCCUUCGCCACCUGGGGUCCAUCACCGAGCCGGAAAAGGGACGGAUUCUGCUUUUAGAGCACGGCCGGUCGCACUAUGACUGGCUGAAUCGCAUCCUUGACAAUCUCGCACCCGCCCAUGCGGACCGCCAUGGGUGUUGGUGGAACAGGGAUAUUGGAGCGAUUGUCCGGGAGAGUGGUCUGGAGGUUGUUGAGGAGAAACGGUGGCAUUUCGGAACUACAUGGAAAUAUGUGCUGAAACCAGCACGUGGUAAUUAA
Aspergillus nomiae NRRL 13137 is the source of this 987-nucleotide messenger RNA. RefSeq names its product class I SAM-dependent methyltransferase. Lineage: Eukaryota; Fungi; Ascomycota; Eurotiomycetes; Eurotiales; Aspergillaceae. The coding region runs from base 1 to 987 and encodes 328 amino acids. The transcript has 2 exons. The record is from RefSeq and is a predicted model, not a curated record.